This is a messenger RNA of Vombatus ursinus (common wombat), 5698 nucleotides long. RefSeq names its product cysteine rich transmembrane BMP regulator 1 (gene CRIM1). Gene Ontology annotation, molecular function: serine-type endopeptidase inhibitor activity; protein binding. Bases 16 to 3141 code for a protein of 1041 amino acids. NCBI's taxonomy places the organism in Eukaryota, Metazoa, Chordata, Mammalia, Diprotodontia, Vombatidae. Gene Ontology annotation, cellular component: extracellular region. The record is from RefSeq and is a predicted model, not a curated record. The transcript is spliced from 17 exons.
CGGCGCUAGAGGAGGAUGUACUUGGUGGUGGGGGGCAGGGGGCUGGCCGGCUGCGGGCACCUCCUGGUCGCUCUGCUGGGGCCGCUGCUGCUGCCGCUGCUGCUGGCGCGCUCGGGCACCCGGGCACUGGUGUGCCUGCCCUGCGACGAGUCCAAGUGCGAAGAGCCCAAGAACUGCCCGGGCAGCAUCGUGCAGGGGAUCUGCGGCUGCUGUUAUAUGUGCGCCCGGCAGAGGAACGAGAGCUGCGGCGGCGUGUACGGGCUCCACGGAGCCUGCGACCGGGGGCUCCGCUGUGUCAUCCGCCCGCCGCUCAAUGGCGACUCCAUCACCGAGUACGAAGUCGGCGUUUGCGAAGAUGAAAACUGGGACGAUGACCAGCUGCUUGGUUUUGAACCAUGCAAUGAAAACCUUAUCAUGGGCUGCAACAUUAUCAAUGGGAAAUGUGAAUGUGACACCAUUCGAACCUGCAAUAAUCCUUUUGAGUUUCCCAGGCAGGAUAUGUGCCUUUCAGCCUUAAAAAGGAUUGAAGAAGAGAAGCCAGAUUGCUCCAAGGCCCGCUGUGAAGUACAGUUUUCUCCACGCUGCCCCGAAGAUUCUAUUCUCAUCGAGGGUUAUGCUCCUCCUGGUGAAUGCUGCCCAUUGCCAAGCCGUUGUGUGUGCAACCCUGCAGGCUGUCUGAGGAAAGUCUGUCAGCCAGGAUACCUGAACAUAUUAGUGUCAAAAGCAUCAGGGAAGCCAGGAGAGUGUUGUGACCUCUAUGAAUGCAAACCAGUUUUCAGUGUGGACUGCAGCACAGUGGAAUGCCCUUCCAUUCAACAGGUUGUUUGCCCGCUGGAUAGUUAUGAAACUCAAGUUAGACUGACAGCUGAUGGCUGCUGUACUCUUCCAACAAGAUGCGAAUGUCUUUCUGGCUUAUGUGGUUUCCCUAUGUGUGAGGUGGGAUCCACCCCCCGCAUAGUCUCUCGUGGAGACGGAACUCCUGGAAAAUGCUGUGAUGUCUUUGAAUGUGUUAAUGAAACGAAACCAGCUUGCGUUUUUAACAGUGUGGAGUACUACGAUGGAGACAUGUUUCGAAUGGACAAUUGUCAGUUCUGCAGAUGCCAGGGAGGUGUUUCUAUUUGUUUCUCUGCUCAGUGUGGUGAGCUGAACUGUGAUAGAUACUAUGAGCCAGAAGGAGAAUGCUGUCCUGUUUGUGAAGAUCCAGUGUAUCCCUUUAACAAUCCUGCUGGCUGCUUUGCUAGUGGUCAGAUCCGAGCACAUGGAGACCGCUGGAGAGAAGAUGACUGCACGUUCUGCCAGUGUAUUAAUGGAGAAUCACACUGUGUUGCUACGGCCUGUGGACAAAGCUGCAUGAACCCUGUUAAAGUGCCUGGAGAAUGUUGCCCAGUGUGUGAAGAACCAUCAUAUAUUACAGUUGAUCCGCCUGCUUGUGGGGACUUAUCUAACUGUACUCUGACAGAAAAGGAUUGUAUUUAUGGUUUCAAACUUGAUCACAAUGGCUGCCGAAUCUGUCAGUGCAAGAACAGAGAGGAGCUGUGCACCAGCCUCAUACGUGGUUGCACCUUGGAUUGUCCCUUUGGUUUCCAAACUGAUGCCCAGAACUGUGAGAUAUGUCAAUGCCGCCCUCGGCCUAAGAAAUGCAAGCCUGUAAUAUGUGACAAGUAUUGCCCAUUCGGAUACCUGAAGAAUAAACAUGGCUGCGACAUCUGCCGCUGUAAGAAAUGUCCUGAGCACCCAUGCAGUAAAAUUUGUCCAGUGGGUUUCCAGGUGGACAGUCAUGGUUGUCUUAUCUGUAAGUGCCGAGAGGCUACGCCUUCAGCAUCCAUUGGGCCCCCUGUGCAGACAGGCACUUGCCUGUCUAUGGAUGGACGACAUCAUAAAAAUGAGGAAAGCUGGCAUGAUGGAUGCCGGGAAUGCUACUGUCAUAAUGGACGGGAAAUGUGUGCCCUGAUCACCUGUCCUGUACCCGCCUGCAGCAAUCCCACCAUCCGGCCAGGACAAUGCUGCCCAUCAUGUUCAAAUGAAUUUGUGGUUCAGAAACCAGAGCUAAGCAGCCCAUCCAUUUGCCAUGCUCCUGGAGGAGAAUACUUUGUGGAUGGAGAAACAUGGAAUAUCGACUCUUGCACCCAGUGUACAUGUCAUAGUGGGCGUGUGUUGUGUGAAACAGAAGUUUGUCCUCCCCUUCUUUGCCAAACUCCUGCCCGCACCCAGGAUUCCUGCUGUCCUCAGUGUACAGAUGAACCUCUUCAGCCUUCCUCAUCAAAUAAUGAGAGCAUGCCUAGUUACUGCAAAAAUGAUGAAGGGGACAUAUUCCUGGCAGCUGAGUCGUGGAAACCCGAUGUUUGUACCAGCUGCAUAUGUAUGGAUAGCAUGAUUAGCUGUUACUCUGAGUCUUGCCCUUCAGUCUCCUGUGAAAGACCUGUUUUGAGAAAAGGCCAGUGUUGUCCCUACUGCAUAGAAGAUCCAGUACCAAAGAAGGCCGUGUGCCACUUCAGUGGGAAAACAUACGCAGAUGAAGAAAGAUGGGACAUCGACAGCUGCACGCACUGCUACUGUUUGCAGGGCCAGACCCUGUGCUCAACUGUCAGCUGCCCACCUCUGCCCUGUAGAGAGCCCAUCAACGUUGAAGGAAGUUGCUGCCCAAUUUGUCCAGAGAUGUAUGUACCUGAACCAACCAAUAUUCCCAUUGAGAAGACAAAUCAUCGUGGAGAGAUUGAAUUGGAGGUACCAGUAUGGCCUACCCCUAGUGAAAAUGACAUCAUCCAUCUCCCCAGAGACAUGGGUCAUCUUCAGGUGGAGUACAGAGAUGGUAAUGGGCCACAUCUAAGUGAAGACACCUCUCUCGCAUCCUUUGCCUGGGUUGCAGGAAUAAUGGGAGUCCUGGGUCUUAUAGUAGUUUUCCUAUUUUUAAAUCAGAAGAAACAGUGGAUACCAGUGCUCUGUUGGUAUCGAACACCUACUAAGCCUUCUUCCCUAAACAAUCAGCUGGUGUAUGUGGACUGUAAGAAAGGAACCAUGGUUCAGGUGGAUAGUUCUCAGAGAAUGCUAAGAAUUGCUGACCCAGAUGCAAGAUUUAGUGGCUUCUACAGCAUGCAAAAACAGAACCACCUUCAGGCAGAUAAUUUCUAUCAGACAGUGUGAAGAACUACACCCUCGGUGAGGUUAAAAAAAAAAAAGACAGAAAAAGACUAAAUCUGCUAUAACUUAGAAUUUGUGCACUUGCUUAGUGGGUUGUAUUGGAUUUGUGACUUCAUGUACAGCUCUAAGACCUUCCCGGGAUGGGCUUUGUCUACAGCGAGGUGCCAGAACAAGCAUUCCCACUUUUCCUCAUGAUAACUGACCAAGUGUUUUCUUAGAACCAAAGUUUUCAAAAGUUGCUAAGAUAUAUUUGCUUGUAAUAUAGCUGUAGAAAUACUGGGGGAGGGGGGUGGGAGCAUUGAGUUGGGUUAGUGGGUGGGAGGGUUGUGUUGGGAAGACAGAUUGGUCAGCUUGGCUUGGGGAGAAACCCGGUAAAAAUAAAACCAGUCAAAUGGCCGAGCAUCGGGAGGACUUUCAUUUUUUCUCAUUGUUCUUAAAGCUGCAUUGGUUGCAACAAAGCCUAGCCUAAAUGAAAAACAAGAAAAGGGUCUCACGAUUCAGCUGCUGUAACCACUUCUGAACGACAACACUCAGAGACAAAAGCCUUUAACAGCCAUCCCGGGUGUCCUAUAGCCACAGGUUCUUCUAUACAAUCAGAACGUGCAGUAGGCAGUGAGAAAGCCAGGGCGAUGGGUUAGCAAGAUCUCUCGGAUGCGGGUUAGUAAGGAUGUGUACAGUUAUUCCUUGUGCUGCUUUUAUUGUCUUCUUCCAAGCCAAUCAGCCAGUUACUGGCAGAGUUAGCAAAUGAAUGAGACUGAAGUCAUUUCUUGAUACGAGCACUGGAGCUUUUCUUACGACAGUCUGGAAGGAAGGAAAGGGCAAAGAACGCCAGGCAUUUCCAGGGGCUUGUCCAUUUGUUUGUUAUUGCUUUGUUCUGUUCUGUUCUGUUGGUUGUUCAUAGUUUCAAAGUAUAAAAAAAAAAACGUUUUUGUUGAAGCUCUAGCUUAAAAGGAAACAGGUUGUUUUGUGUUGGUUUUUGUUUUUUUUGUUGUGGUUUUUUUUUUUAAGGAAAAAAAAGACUGUUUUAGGAUUUUUCCUUAUUAUUUACUGGUUCUACAAAAUAGAAACUACUUCCAUGCUAGGAAGCAGCUUAAUUUUAAUUGUAUAUUAUUCAAGCACCUUUGUUGAAGCUCAGAAAAAAAUUAUGCCUCUUUAAACUUUAGCAAUUAUAGGAAUAUUUAUGUAAAUAUCUUAAGCUUCAAAAAAAACAAGAGUAUUUGUGUGCAUGUGUAUAUUUAUAUAUAUACAUAUAUAUUUAUACACAUACAAUUUAUGUUUUCCUGUUGAAUGUAUUUUUAUGAGAUUUUAACCAGAGCAAAGAUAGAUUAAAUAGGCAUUCCAUACCAAUGCUUUUAAUCACUUAUGAACUUUUAAAAAACAAAGAAAAGAUCUCACUGUAACUACAGUUUAAUUUGAAAGUGAGGAGAGUGUGUGCUUGUGUGUAAAUAUAUAUAUAUGCAUAUAUAUACAUUCACACAUGUAAGUGUGUGUUUGUGCACACAAGAAGGUAUGCAUGUGCACACAUUUUUAGCAGUCAGUCAUCAAUGCUCUUGCUAUGGAGAAAGGUGUUCUUUCACUUUUUUUCCUCCUUUGGUAUUGGUUUUCAAUGUACACAUUGGCUAGAGACACUGAUGGCAAUUUACAUGCAGCACUAAUCAGCUCCUGGAUUUUUUUUCUUCAAACAAUUGUUUGAAACAACUACUGGAAUAUUGUCCACAGUAAGCUGGAAGUUUGUUGUAGUUUGCCUCAAUUAUAACUCUGACUGUAUACUAUAGUGUUAAUUUUUCAAACAGCUCUUAGCACUUUUAUAUUAAUUACCCAUUUGUGCAUUGACUUUUCUUUUACAAAUGCUUGUUGUGAAAGACACAGAUACCCAGUAUGCUUAAUGUGAAAAGAAAAUGUGUUCUGUUUUGUAAAGGAACUUUCAAGUAUUGUUGUAAAUACUUGAACAGAGGUUGCUGAACUUUAAAACAAAUAAUUAAUUUAUUAUUAUAAUGACCUAAUUUAUUAAUCUGAAGAGUAACCAUUUUUGUUUUAGAAUAUCAAAAAGGUGUUCUAGCUGUUUGCAUCAAAGAAAAAAAAGAUUUAUUAUCAAGGGGCAAUAUUUUUUCUGUUUCCAAAACAAAAUUUGUUAGAAAUCUGGUAAUACAGAAACAGAUUUACAUCUGCCUAAUUACUACAAAUUUUAUUGGCAAUUAAUCCAUUUCUGGCAUUUAAAAAAAAAGUCUUUAUCCAAAAAUUGUAAAUGCUUGCUUUUGUUUUACAAUCACGGCCAUAUUCUGAAAAUACUAACAGGAUAUAGGACAUGGUGUAAAUUUUGUUAUUAUUUUUAAAGAUAUGAUUUAUCCUGAGUGCUGUAUCAUUACUCUUUUACUUUUUGGUUCCUGUUGUGCUCUUGUAAAAAGAAAUACAAAUAAGAUUUCCUGAAAAAUAAAAUAGAUAUGUGGCACUUGGAGUGCACUGCAGUUCUACAGUUUGUUUCCUUUUCUUUGAAAAGCAAAACUGUAAGGUGGUUCUUUGUGAUUUGGUUCCUAACAGGAAAUAAACAUUUUGAAUCUAA